AUGUCUAAGACUAAGACUACCACCAAGGCCAGCAAGGCCACCGACAAGGUCCUGUCCAAGGUCAAGGAUGCUGGCGUCGCCAAGCCCUCCCAGUCCCCCAAGGCUAAGAGCAAGGAAGUCGCUUCCAAGAUCAAGGCCAAAGAGGAGAAGGCUUCUCGCAAGAAGAAGGAGCCUACACCCAGCUCCAGCUCGGAGUCCGGAUCUGACUCUGACGAGGAGAUGAAGAGCGGUUCUUCCAGCGAUAGCGACAGCGACAGCGAGCCAGAAACCAAGAAGCCUGCCAAGGCCACCAAGGCUGCCGCCAAGGAACCCGAGUCUUCUGAAUCCGAGUCCUCUGAGUCCGAAUCCGAAGAAGAAGCCAAGCCUAAGAAGGCCGAGCCCAAGAAGGCUGCCAAGAAGGACGAGUCCUCCGAAUCGGACUCUGACUCUGAGGAUUCUGAAUCCGAAGAGAAGGAGGAGGUGAAGAAGGCUGCCAAGAAGGAAGAAUCUAGCGACUCUUCCGACUCUUCCGACAGCGAGGGCUCUGGUUCCUCUGACGAAGAGGAAGCUCCCAAGAAGCGCAAGGCUGAGGAGGAGGCUGCUCCCAGCACCAAGAAGGCCAAGACUGAGGCCGCUGCCGACAACUCCCCCAACCUGUUCGCCGGUAACCUGUCCUGGAACGUCGACGAGGACUGGCUCCGCCGCGAGUUUGAGGAAUUCGGUGAACUCGCUGGUGUCCGUAUCAUGACUGAGCGCGAGACUGGUCGCUCCCGAGGAUUCGGCUACGUCGAGUACGUCGAGGCUUCCAGCGCCAAGGCUGCCUACGAAGCCAAGAAGGACUCUGAGAUUGACGGCCGUACCAUCAACCUCGACUACGCCAAACCCCGUGACGCUACCCAGCAGAGCGCUCCCCGUGACAAGGCUCAAACGCGUGCUCGCUCGUACGGUGACCAGACCAGCCCCGAGAGCUCUACCCUGUUCAUCGGAAACCUUUCCUUCAACACCAACGAGGAUGUUGUCCGUGAGACAUUCCAGGAGCAAGGUACCAUUCUCGGAAUCCGUCUGCCUACUGACGCCGAGUCCGGCCGCCCCAAGGGCUUCGGAUACAUUGAGUUCUCCUCCGUCGAUGAGGCUCGUCAGGCCAUGACUGACCUCAACGGCGCUGAUGUCGGUGGCCGUGCCAUCCGUCUUGACUACAGCACCCCCCGUCCCCAGGGUGAUGGCAACCGUGGCGGUCGUGGUGGCUUCGGUGGCCGCGGUGGUGACCGCGGUGGACGUGGUGGUCGUGGACGUGGCGGUGGUGGCUUUGGUGGCCGUGGCCGCGGUACUGGCGCCAACAGCACCAACCGUGGUGGCUUUGGAGACUACUCUGGCAGAAAGACCACUUUUGACUAA
Talaromyces rugulosus is the source of this 1374-nucleotide messenger RNA. RefSeq lists its product as uncharacterized. Gene Ontology annotation, molecular function: RNA binding. The transcript is spliced from 3 exons. The record is from RefSeq and is a predicted model, not a curated record. Bases 1 to 1374 code for a protein of 457 amino acids. NCBI's taxonomy places the organism in Eukaryota, Fungi, Ascomycota, Eurotiomycetes, Eurotiales, Trichocomaceae.